Messenger RNA from Oncorhynchus nerka (sockeye salmon), 1852 nucleotides. Its product is annotated as rhamnose-binding lectin-like. Gene Ontology annotation, molecular function: carbohydrate binding. Bases 179 to 1561 code for a protein of 460 amino acids. NCBI's taxonomy places the organism in Eukaryota, Metazoa, Chordata, Actinopteri, Salmoniformes, Salmonidae. The record is from RefSeq and is a predicted model, not a curated record. The transcript has 18 exons.
UCGUCCCACGGCUGAAUGUAAUUGGGGACGUCUGCUAUAGGAUAUAUAAUCAUUAAUACCUGAGCACGCUCCUUUCAGAGACGCAGGAGAAACAAGCCAGCUCAGGGUGACCAUCUGUAACAUCUUACUUGUUACUACUACAACUGAACCAGCUACUACCACACCUGUACCCAGCAUCAUGCUCCUUGUCAGACUGACUGCGUUCACCUUGCUGGCUGCAGUUUGCUGUACACUACCAGCUGCAGCGACGAGAGUGGUCACCUGUGACAAUGGAGAAAACGUCCUGUUCCUGAUCUGUGAUUCUGGAGUGAUCUUCAUUGAGAGAGCUCUGUAUGGAAGGACUGACGGAACCACCUGCAAAGAAGGACGACCUGCCAACCAGCUGACCAACACACAGUGUUCACAGACGGGCACCCUGGAGGUCCUCUCACACAGGUGCAAUGGGAAACAGGUGUGUGAAGUGAACACUGAAGUCUUCCGUACUUCUGACCCCUGUGUUGGAAUCUACAAAUACCUGGAAACCACCUACACCUGCCUCCCAGCAACACGCAGCAUCACGUGUGAAGGCUCUGAUGUUCAACUAGAAUGUGAUGAAGGUAGUAUCCAGAUCCACAGUGCCAACUAUGGCCGCCGUGACCAGCUAGUGUGUUCCUUUAAUCGGCCCGCUAACCAACUAGCCAACACCAACUGCCUGAGCCAAUCCAUAACCACCAGUAAGGUAGCAAAGAGGUGUAAUGGGAAGAGCCAGUGUGACGUCCCGGCGUCCAACUCUCUGUAUGGAGAUCCCUGUGUAGGAACCUACAAGUACCUGGAUGUGGCUUACACCUGUGGCGUGACCAUCUGUAACAUCUUACUUGUUACUACUACAACUGAACCAGCUACUACCACACCUGUAUCCAGCAUCAUGCUCCUUGUCAGACUGACUGCGUUCACCUUGCUGGCUGCAGUUUGCUGUACACUACCAGCUGCAGCGACGAGAGUGGUCACCUGUGACAAUGGAGAAAACGUCCAGUUCCUGAUCUGUGAUUCUGGAGUGAUCUUCAUUGAGAGAGCUCUGUAUGGAAGGACUGACGGAACCACCUGCAAAGAAGGACGACCUACCAACCAGCUGACCAACACACAGUGUUCACAGACGGGCACCCUGGAGGUCCUCUCACACAGGUGCAAUGGGAAACAGGUGUGUGAAGUGAACACUGAAGUCUUCCGUACUUCUGACCCCUGUGUUGGAAUCUACAAAUACCUGGAAACCACCUACACCUGCCUCCCAGCAACACGCAGCAUCACGUGUGAAGGCUCUGAUGCUCUAUUAGAAUGUGAUGAAGGAACGAUCCAGAUCUACAGUGCCAACUAUGGCCGCCGUGACCAGCUAGUGUGUUCCUUUAAACGGCCCGCUAACCAACUAGCCAACACCAACUGCCUCAGCCAAUCCAUAACCACCAGUAAGGUGGCAGAGAGGUGUAAUGGGAAGAGCCAGUGUGACGUCCCGGCGUCCAGUUCUCUGUAUGGAGAUCCCUGUGUAGGAACCUACAAGUACCUGGAUGUGGCUUACACCUGUGGCUAAAUGAGAUCUUCUCUGAGGAACAUAGACCAGAGAGACCACUUGGAUAUCUUCCUCUUCAUUGGGUGGAUUUGUAUUUCUUUCCUCUCUUCUCUCCUCUGAAGUCUCAAUUGAGUGUAAAAUCUAUGUAAAUUCAAAAUGUGUAAAUCCCAUUGAUUGUGUAUUUCAUCAGGCAUAAUUUGUGUGUGAUACAACCAUAAUGAGGCCCCUCUUGUGCUGCAACAAUGCACUGUCAGGAGGAAGCAUGGAGAAAUUAAACAUUAACCCCCAAAAUAAACUAUUCUUCAAAUAACA